UUCUCUCUACUUUGGAGUCUCACAGGCCAUUGGCUACAGUUGUUGGGUUAGUGGUGCCCGGGAGGAAGACUGGAGCUGGACUGGACUGAUGUACCCAAUCCAUAAAGAAGUCCUACGGAGACUUUGUUUAGCGCCUCCUUACUCACCAUGGUAUAAGUUGAUAUAAGGAAUGAACCAAAGAGCUAGCAAACAUAACAGCACCAUGAAGGCAAUCCCUAAUGGUUUGAUGGUCGCAAACCCAAUACUGGAAUGUUCUGAGUCUGUUCCUUUGAGAAGUGCAUAACACAAGUCGAAAAAUAAUUUUGGGGUAUUUUUUACUUUAAGCCAAAGACUUGGAGCAAUGGAGGAAUUUCCAAACACCGAGGGACCCAAAUAUGACCAAACCCUUAAUAUUGAUUCAUUUAUUGAGUACUUAAUGGGCAUCCCAGGUGAUCAGAGCUCAGAAAAUGAAAAUUGGGAAGAGAACAAUGAAAACAGUUUGAUUUUGGAUGCUGGAACUGAUGCAACCCAACAUUCCAAGCAGGUGUUAGACCCAAUAAACACCCAAAAAACUGCGGUUAUCGGAAACAAGGAAAAUAAAGAAUCUGGUGAUAAAUUUUUCACGUGCCACACACACAAUAUGGAUCGUGUGUAUUGUACGUGGCUUGGCACUAAUUACUGGUACAUGUAUGCAAAGCCAUACUGGGACACUCAGCUGCCUUCAGAAGAGGAACUUUUUGAUGAUCGUCUCAACUAUUUGGAAUGUUCUGAUGUCAUGACCGAUUAUACCAAUGGAAUCUUGGAACCGGCCCUGUUAGACUCUGACCCUAGAUCUUUACUGGAAAGUGACCAGUGCGAUGAGACAAAGCAAAGCCUGGAUUACCUAAAUGGGUGUGAUCUUGCUCCUAGUGGUGUGACUGCUUUGAAUGAAGUGUCGGAUAACAGUGUAGAUGAGGAGGGUGCCUUUACUGGACUCUCCCAGACUCCCCCACAGCCAACAGAAGAAGCUGUACUCUCCAGGGAUCGCCUGGAAGCUCUACAGUCAGAGAUGGUUAUAACUGUGAGGCACCAACAAGAUGAAACCUCUAGUGUGAAAAGCAAAGAGAGAUGUAAACUGCCUUUCUCUGCAGCCGCCAUUCAGAAUGACCAGGCUGGCAUUGAGGAAGAUAACAAAGAGAACAGCCUUGUUGGAGAACUGUCUACUCAUGACAAACAAUUCCUUGGUCAUACUCUAGUGGAACACCUCUCGGCAAACAGUAUUGACACCUCUGUGAAUAUUAAAUGUAUGAACCCACGGACAGAUGAACACAUGGAGACUUCUCUUAUACCGACCUCCCCAGGCACGGAGACAGCAAGUGAGAAGCAGUACCUGGAAGAGAUAAAGUUCAUGCCUCUUGGAGAGAAUGGUCCCUCAAAGUCCCCAGAGGUGGAAUCAAACCAAAAGUUCUACGGUAUAAGUUUAACUGACAUAAAUAGAGCUCUUCCAUCCCAGAGUAAAGAGAAAAAUGAAGGGCAAGACUACAAGAAAACAGCAGAUGCGGUUUCCAAGCUUUUGGAGCAACAGGUGGCCAACAAGUGCCGCUGUAACAUGGAAUGCCCUGCAGGAAGGAACUCCAAGGAAAACACGGCACUUACAGUUACAAGUGGCAAUAAACUCUGCAGCCUUCUGUCUAAAAAAAGCAGCCAGUUAAGCCCGAAAUACAAAACCUCCACAGAAGUUUCUGGAAAUGAUAUCAAUGGGCUCCCCAUAAUACAAAAUGACUGUUCUUUUCACAAACCCAACAUCAUGCCAAAGGACAUUUCUUUAACUUUAUUGAAGGAAAAUACACAUUAUACCCAGCCAUUUGAAAAUAAAGACAUUUUGGGAGAAAGCGUGUUUCCUGGUUCACAGUUUUCUUCUGCAGACAAGUCAUUAGGCAAAAUGGAAAAAGGAACCCAACUUACUGAAUCUGUAAAUGUUAAAGGCUCAUUGGACUCUAAAACACAUGAGAAUGUUGUGGAUACUUUAGCAGGAAUCAAGAGAAAUACUGAGCAAGGCAGUAAUCCUUGUUAUAAAAAUACAGACUAUGGUGGAAUGUUUAGCCGUGGAGUCACAGAUCAACUCAAAAUGAAUUUUUUAGAUAUAACAAAGAAAGCAAAGGGUUUGCCUAUGCAAGAACUUCAAACAGAUAAAAUUCCAGAUGCUAAAAGAAGGCCUUCAAAUCAAGAAGUCUUAAAAGAUUCACAACCUGUGAAUUUAAAGCCCAGUAAGAAUGUGUCUUGUGCUGACAACUCCAUCCCAAUCAAAGGCAAAGCUCCCUGCAGUAGCAGUAGCACCAAAACCAAAGGGAAACCUUCUCGUGAAAGUCUAACGGAGGGGCUUCAAGGCACAGAACAAUUGCUGCAGAUCUACAGUGGGAAUUUGACUAGUAACAGAGAACUUCUAAAUGGUGGUGUUAUCUGUAAAGUAAAACUGGGUAAGAGUACAGCAUCGACCACCUUGACAUCAAAGCCAGAGGAACAAGGUUCUUCUGGUGGAACAGAGCACAAAGAUUCAGAUGAGGACGAUAAUGCAGAUGACAUUCCAAAUUCCCAAGAGCUGUUAUUUAUCUCUGAGGAUUCUGAUGUAUAUCAAACUAUUGAGUUGGAUACUAGAAAAGAUAGCAGCCAAAAGCCCCAAGGCCUAAACACAUUGGCAAAUGAACUCCAAAAACCAAGUGGCUCACAAACUCCAGUUGAUAUGCUGGAGAUCAAAGUAGAAAAUAAUACGACUAAAAGAACAUUAAAUGUACAAGGGAAGGAAUCCUGCUCACAUUCAAACAUCCAUGACGAACAGACAUUGGGGGUAAAGGAGGAAUUGCCAGGAGAUAAAGAAAAGCUCGUCAAAAAGGAGGACAAGAUGGAGACUUCAGCUUCAUCUGGGAAAAGUAAAGACAAUAAAGCUCCCAAGUUACUGCACAACAUACAGGCUGAAAAGUUCCCUGACUAUUCUGGAAAUCUAAAAUUGUUCUGUCAGUUCAGAGACAUCCAUGAGGACUCCACAGUCACUUGGACUAAGGACUCAAAGCUGUUGGCUCGGAUGCACAGAAGUUCUAGCGAUGAUUCUCCUGUUUCACUCGCAAUAGUACAAAUGAGUACAAAAGACCAGGGGAUAUAUCUGUGCACGCUAAAGAAUGCCCAUGGAAAAAUAUCAUCUGAAUUUCAUCUGACAUUUGAUGUGCUGGAGCAGCUGUCUCUAUAUCCAGAAGCUGAAGGUGGUGAGGAGAUUGAAUUCAACCAGCUCUUGUUCCGAGAGGACUUCAUCACUGACAUGUACUUUGGGGGAAACUUGCAUGGCAGAAUCGCUACUGAAGACUUGCACUUUGGGGAAGGAGUUCACAGGAAGGCAUUCCGGAGUAAAGUCAUGUGCGGCCUAUUCCCUGUCUUCAACCCUGGUCACCUGUGCGUUCUGAAAGUGCACAACGCUAUAGCGUAUGGAACAAAGAACAUUGAUGAACUCGUGCAAAGGAACUACAAGCUUGCUGUGCAGGAAUGCUACGUGCAAAAUACUGCGCGGGAAUAUGCUAAGAUCUACGCGGGAGAGGCGGAACAGUUAGAAGAUUUUGGAAAAGUUCCAGAGAUAAUUCCGAUCUUCCUCAUCCAUCGCCCGGCAAACAAUAUCCCAUAUGCAACAGUGGAGGAGGAACUAAUAGGGGACUUUGUCAAGUAUUCCGUGAAGGACGGGAAGGAGAUCAAUGUCCUGAGAAGGGACUCAGAGGCCGGGCAGAAAUGCUGCACUUUCCAGCACUGGGUAUAUGAGAAGACCAAUGGAAAUUUACUAGUCACUGAUAUGCAGGGUGUUGGAAUGAAACUGACAGAUGUUGGCAUUGCAACACUAUCUAAAGGGUACAAGGGAUUUAAAGGGAACUGUUCGGUAUCUUUCAUUGAUCAGUUCAAGGCCUUACACCAGUGCAACAAGUACUGUGAAAUUCUUGGAUUAAAGUCCCUGAAAGCCAACCCAACAAAGCCAAAGAAAGCAAGCCCAGCCAAGGAAAGGACUCAGCCCAGCACAGUGGGUGCCCGAAAAAGCAAAAAUGGACCCAAGCCGAAGCAUAAAACAUAGCUCUUCUUUGCGGCUAUUUCUGGAGGAAUGCGCUUUCCUAACCAUAUUGAGUUACCCACGGAGAGGACAUUCCUGGUCACCUAGAAACAUGAGCAGCAGUUAGUUACCCAGAUGGACUGAUUCACAGACGCUUAGGGGUUAUUUAUUAGUGUCCGAAUGCUAAAAAUUCGAAAAAUUGUUAGUUUUUUAUUUUAAAAUCUGAAUUUUUAGUGGA
Molecule: messenger RNA, 4274 nt
Organism: Xenopus laevis (African clawed frog)
Lineage: Eukaryota; Metazoa; Chordata; Amphibia; Anura; Pipidae
Gene: alpk2.S
Product: alpha kinase 2 S homeolog
Exons: 11
Coding region: 341-4060 (1239 amino acids)
Molecular function (GO): ATP binding; protein serine/threonine kinase activity
Source: RefSeq, a predicted model, not a curated record